AUGCCGGCUGUCAAGAAGGACGGCAGCAUCCAGAAAACCAUUGAACAUUACGCAUUUGCGGAUGCUGUUGACACCGCCACAAUUAUCGUGGAGGUUGACAAGGAUCUGUUUGAUGGCGCUUCCAAGCAUGUUGCGGAGGAGCAGAUAGAGGUUGUAAGCAAAGACAAUGAGCUGACAGUGAUCCUCCACGGGGUCCCCACUACAAAAACGGCAGACGCUGUUGCGGAUUGGACCCUGCGGCUGUCUCCUCUCUGCCACAGCGUGGAGUCAGGGAGAACAACUUGGAAAGUGCGAAAGGGCAAAGUGUCCGUGAAGCUGGCCAAGAGGAAGCCACAAGAAUGGAAGCGAGCUGUCAAAGUUUGA
This is a messenger RNA of Effrenium voratum, 363 nucleotides long. NCBI's taxonomy places the organism in Eukaryota, Dinophyceae, Suessiales, Symbiodiniaceae. The record is from the annotation of a GenBank genome assembly.